Coregonus clupeaformis (lake whitefish) is the source of this 4023-nucleotide messenger RNA. Its product is annotated as synaptophysin-like protein 1. The record is from RefSeq and is a predicted model, not a curated record. The transcript is spliced from 6 exons. NCBI's taxonomy places the organism in Eukaryota, Metazoa, Chordata, Actinopteri, Salmoniformes, Salmonidae. Gene Ontology annotation, cellular component: synaptic vesicle membrane; synaptic vesicle. The coding region runs from base 615 to 1322 and encodes 235 amino acids.
UGCUAACUAGUGUUAGCGCCUAGCAAAUACUGAUAGACUUUCAGUCAAAUGCUAGUUAGCAUUUGAGCUAGCGCUAUUUAGCAAGUUCCUUCAAACUGAACGUAGAGACACAAAUGGUAUCCACGAGUUCAUCCAACUCUGGGGAAGUAGAUAAAAGGGACUCAUUGCCAAAAUCCCAAAGUAUCCCUUUAAGCCAAGAGGUCCGAACCUCUUGAAAAGGUGCUAGGUAUUGGGUUGUGGCUACAUUAUAAACAUCACAACACAUUUUCAAAUGGCACAAGAAUGGGAAGAUCAGGGGCCAACGGACUGCACCUGGUUCGGAUUUCUAAUAAAUAUGCUGUGUCUCUUUAAGAACAAGUUGCCCGUACAGUAGGUGGCCGCAAUACACCAGUAGGUGCAUUCUGCCAUAAAACUUUAAAGAAGAAGAAGAAGAAGAACAACAACAUCAAUUUGUUUGUCACGUGUCCCUAUGCAGUUUAGAAAGUUUGACAGGAGUUUUACAACAUCAGCUGACGUUUACAUAACUGUUCAAGCGAAUGUAAACGGAAAGUUCAACCCGCUACAAUAUUUGUAAGUUUCUUCAGGUAUAGCGAACAAACUCCUGAAACUCGAGCAUGGAAGUUGUUCAGAAACUGCUAUCGGGAUUCAAUCUUGACCUGGGACUGUUGAAAGAACCUCUGGGAUUUAUUCGGGUUCUAGAAUGGGUGUUCACCAUCUUUGCCUUCGCCACCACAGGGGGUUACUAUGGGACGACCCACCUCAUUGUGAAAUGUGGGGAGCUGGCGCCACAGGUCAUAGAUGCUGGGUUCGGGUACCCCUUCAGGUUGCCUAGCUAUGGCCCUUUCAAGGGGCCGACGUGUAACAGGAACGCCAUGAAUGAGACUUACCUCCAGGGCGACUACUCCUCCUCUGCUGAGUUUUACGUCUGUGUCGGUGUAUUCUGCUUCCUGUACUGCACCGCCACCCUGGUCCUAUACCUGGGAUACCAGCAUGUGUACCGCGAGGGCCGCGGACCCACCUUUGACCUGUUGGUGACUGCUGCCUUUGCCUUCCUGUGGCUGGUGUCCUCCUCUGCCUGGGGGAAGGGCCUGACUGACGUGAAGUGGGCCACCAACCCAAACCACCUGGUUGAGGCCUGCCAGCCCCAGUGCUCACCUGGAAACUUCCCCUCCAUGGGAAUACUCUAUGCCUCUGUGAUUUUCGGAUUUCUGAACCUCAUCCUGUGGACAGGUAACUGUUGGUUCAUCUUUAAGGAGACUCCCUUCCACAAGGACCCCAACCCACCAGCCACCAUGGAGGAGGGUGGAGUCCCCAGCUCUUAAUUUGCACAGAGCCCAAGCCAAUCGCCAAGGUGCUUGGGACCCACACUGUUUCUCAUGUAACCCUAUUAAGAAGGAAACUAAAACGUCACGCAAAAUUAUGCUUUUUAAUCACCAAUUCCACACAGGCCCCUUUUCAAUGACAGGCCUUAAGCUCAAGCUUCAGGGAAAGUAGUUAGGCUGUGUUUAUUUACACAGGCAGCCCGAUCCUGAUAUAUAUUUUUUUAAGUUCUGAUGUGAAAAGAUCUGUGAUUAUUAUAUUAUUGGCCAAAAGGCCAAUUAAAAAUAAAAUAAUUGGGGUGCCUGUGUAAACACAGCCUAAGUUGCCCAACUCUAACCCUCCACCACAGCGACCCCUGGUUGUUGUUUUUAUACUCUGCAUAGAGUUGGUCAGUUAAUGUGAAUGAUUUGCUAGCUGCAGUCAACACUACCCCAAUUUACAGGUGUAAACCCUGAACCAUUUAAAAAAAUGGUAUUUCCAUUCCAAAAUAAGUGCCUUGCGUUAACUGUACGUAAAAUAUAUUCAGUUACUGUGAACGUGGCUUGAGUUGAACACUAUGAAAGGAAUCUGGGUAUCUGUGAUUUUCAAAAUGUCUGAUUUGGUAGCUUCCUCUAGAGCAGGUACUUUCAAACACAUAGGCCUAGUACAAAAUGUCCCAACAGGGCUCGGACUCACUACUGUAGCUGAACUGUGACUCGAAUGGGGAAGUCCAGUAAUGCUGCUGUUGACAGCACAGGCGGCCGGUUGUACCUUAAUUAGGGAGGACGGGCUCUUAAGUAAUGGCUGGAACAGAAUCAAUGGAAUGGUAUCGAACACAUAAAACGCAUGGUUUCCAUGUCUUUGAUUCCAUUCACUCCAUUCCUGCUAUUAUUAUGAGCCGUCCUCCUGUGGUUGACAUACACUAAUUGUCUGGCCGUCAGUCCCCUCCUUUUCCAUGAAUCUGAUAAAGGAGAUGAGGUCAAAGGUAAUGUUGAAAUCACCUGCUCUAGGUUGCCUUUCAGGUCAAAGUUUGGUCCUAUAAAUUAAAAAACAAUUUAACUACUGUAACUUCAGUAACUCUCCAAUAUUCCACUACUACUACAUGUUUUCAAACAGACCUCAUGGAUACAUGGACGUUGCAUUUCUGUCAUGUUCUGAACACGUACUGCUUUGGUGCACUAAACUCGUCAGCGCUGUGUUAGCUACUUGAUCCCACAAUCGCUCCUGAUGUUCAAUGCGUUUCUCUCUUUGAAGUGUAUGGCUUUUUGUCUUUGUUAUUCAUAAUCAAAUCAAAAUCAUUUUAUUCGUCACAUGCUUCAUGAACAACCGGUGUGGACUAACAGUGAAAUGCUUACUUGCAGAUGAACAUAUGAACAGUGCCUUGGUUAUUUACACCAAAUAUAGCAGUAACACCAACUAAUAUGGACUACAUUCAAGUUGAGAACACAUUUCUAAUAACUGCUGUCAAUGUUUUAGUUAUUCAAACUGUCAGUGCCUAUAUUUCAGCGCAAUGCUGGUUGGUGUAUUGUUUACUCAAUACCUGCAGAUAACUGUUGCAUUUUUGUGGAAAUUACUCAAAUGAAGCCAAACUCUUUUUAAAUUAUUGUUUUGUAAAGUUGUGACAUUGAAACAACUAAAACACAAAGUUACCUCCAGUAUUUGACUCUUCUCAAAAUGUUUGUUGGACGAUAAACCGAAAAAUUAUCGACACCGACCACUUAUCGCAGGCAUUUUGCUGAUAACGUUCAUUACGAUAAGUAGCCUAUAGUAGAUAAAUGUGAAGUUUGAAAUAACUUUGCUAAUAUGGGUGAUUGUUAUAGCCAUCAAUUGUCCCAUUAACAAUCGUAGUAGUUUAAAGGGUAAUUUUUUAACUUGUUAUAAAAUGUUGUUCUAUUUAUCGUUAUUGCAUCAAUUCAGGCAUUUUAUCGCGAUAUGGUUUUGUCUGUCGCCCAGCUCUAGUUUGAACAGGAAAAAGCGACUUUCGAAUGAUGUUAUUAUUUGGUAUUUUUUUAACUUACAUUAAUAAUAAUACAAACUUUCAUGGCUUCAGUGCGUUUUAGAAAAUAUCUAUAACUUGUGCAACUUCUCUCCCUGAAUAAGUUUUAUGCCUGCAUGGUUGUAUUUUAUUUGUUUUUGCUGUUUUGUCACACCACUGGGCUAGCUACAGACUCUCAUUGAAGAAUGGUAAAUGGCGCUGCCAUGUAACACAAAUGGCAACAUGUAGGUGCCAAAAUUAAUGAAUCCUUCAGUAUUUCUUGAAUAUUGUUGUUUUGUUUUUGUUUUUCUCACUCAUUGGUCCUACAUUUUAAUUUAGCCAAUGAUUGCAUUUGAUGGUUAUGUGGGGAUGACCUAUGUCCUGCUCCUAUGGGAAGUAAAUGGAACUUGUUAUUUUGUUUUUGCUUUGCACUAAUUGUUUUGUAAUUAAUGUCAUUUUGACAUCCUGUUCCUUAUGAGUGUUGUGAUUUGAGGCCUCUAGUGAUUUACAUAGGGAAGGCUUAAGUCAAUCAGUCAUCAAAGGACACUGAUCUUUUAGAACAUUUGUGCCAUUUUUUAAUUUGAAUAGAAAGAAUCUAGCUUUUUAGGAUAAAUCAGGGUUGGCCUUUAUUGUCUGAUGGGAUUUCUGAAAUGUGACUUCUAUUUUGUGCCUUGUUUGUACAAAUGAAACAUGAUAAUGUCUGUACAUCCUCAGUAUUGACACUGCAUUAAAGGAUGAGAGAGCUGCAA